Molecule: messenger RNA, 1897 nt
Organism: Olea europaea var. sylvestris
Lineage: Eukaryota; Viridiplantae; Streptophyta; Magnoliopsida; Lamiales; Oleaceae
Product: protein root UVB sensitive 4
Exons: 10
Coding region: 116-1705 (529 amino acids)
Source: RefSeq, a predicted model, not a curated record
GCAAUAUUAGACCUUUCGAAAGUCUUCUUGUAGCUAAAAAAGUUCCUGCAACUCGCAUUCGUUCCUAAAUACUCUUCGGCCUCACACACACACAAUCAGACCGUUUUCGAUCCUUAUGCAAGUAAAAGUAUACACAUGUUCGUCAUCAUCUUCACACCUUCACUCACCAUGGACACCAAUUCGCAAACUCAAGAUUAGACCGAAAACCUCUCUUAAACCCUUAACUCUCUCAAACUCUUUAAAAACCUCCAGCUUCAACCAUGAAUUUCAAGAAGAAGAAAAACUAAAACUCAUCCUCAACAACAGUAGUGCUCAAGAAAUAGUCAGUCUCCCAGUUGUAAUCCGACACUCAGGAGCUGUUUCAAGGUACUUUUGGGAUGGAGAUGACCUGAAACUUGCCUCUGUUGAUGGGGUUAAUGCAUUUUCUCUUAGGGAUUUUUCUCUUGAUAUUGGUGGUGGGGUGAGGAAAUUGAGCAGAAUUUGUGGGUCUGCUGUGAGGGACUUUUUUCUGCCCAGGGAAGUGUCUAAUAAUUACUUAGGAUAUGUGAAAUGGAAAUUCUUGCAUAGAGUUUUCAGCUCUGCUCUUCAGGUUCUUGCUACUCAGGCAAUGUUUCGUGCAAUUGGGAUUGGUAAAUCUCGUUCACUUGCAUCUGCUGCUGCCCUAAAUUGGCUCUUGAAGGAAGGACUUGGGAGGCUGAGCAGAUGCAUCUAUACUGCUACCCUUGCGUCUGCUUUCGAUACCAAUCUGAAGAGGGUUAGGUUCUCAACAUCUGUUCUGUUUAGUUUGAGCAUUGGAGUUGAGUUGUUGACUCCAGUCUUCCCCGAGUACUUCCUGCUUCUUGCAACAAUUGCAAACAUUGCAAAGCAGAUAUGCCUGGCCUGCUACUUAGCAACUGGUACUACUGUUCACCAAAGCUUUGCGAUUGCAGACAAUCUUGGAGAAGUUUCUGCAAAGGCCCAGAUCCAAACAGUGUGCUUCGAUAAUCUUGGCCUGAUGCUUGCUGCAAUCUUGAACAUUUUGUUUAAAAACAAUCAAAGAUUGCAAGCAGGUCUACCAUUUGUCGUGUACCCAAUCUUCUCAGCUAUUGAUCUUUUUGGCAUUUAUCAAGGGCUAAAACAUGUACAUCUGCAAACAUUAACUAAGGAUAGGCUUGAGAUAAUAAUGAACACCUGGAUUAAUCUGGGAUACGUUCCUUCUCCAGCUGAAGUGAGUAAAGAGGAAGGCAUUGAUCUCUUUUGGAGCAAAGGCAGGGAGCUUUUGCCUAUAAGAAUUGGUUGCUUAAAUCCCAAGAGGCAAAUACCGAAGCUAUCAAUGAUGACAAUGCGUUCAUUAAAUGAUAAGGAUUUUUACUUCAUAUGCAUGGAGAGCGUUACUAAAGGAUUCAACAAAAUAGGGGAUCAUGGCGUUCUUCUUUGUCUACGGGAAGGUGCUGGCACUUCAGAUGUUAUCAUGGGUUUAUUGCAGGCAAGUUACAUCCGCAAGAGUCUCCUACUAAACAGGAUCAGUUGGGAGAAUGAUUUUGAAGGAUGUGAUUUCUGGGAGUCAAAUAUCAGGCUCUGGCUUAAUUUGAAGGAAGAAAGCAAGCAAAAUGCACAAGUUAAUGUCGCCGUUCUGAAUGAGCAGAUGUCAAGAUUGGGUUGGGCAUGUAAAAACAUUCUUUUGAGCACAAUGGAACAGGCACGAUAUAGUUUUGUAGCCAACUGAUUUUGUGUUUUCCUUUCGUUUGCUUCUAGAAAUUCUUGAGAGAGUAAAGGGGAGCUGAAGGGGAAAAAAGGGGUAAAUUUUGUCGAUUUUUAUCUUAGAAAUUUGUUUUCUUUCUUCAAAAGUUCUGCUUACUUUCUUUUCCUGGAGAAUUGGGUUUCCUGAAAAAUGAAAAGCAAUCUCUUUCUAUUCUCA